This is a messenger RNA of Heterobasidion irregulare TC 32-1, 870 nucleotides long. RefSeq lists its product as uncharacterized. The coding region runs from base 1 to 870 and encodes 289 amino acids. The record is from RefSeq and is a predicted model, not a curated record. NCBI's taxonomy places the organism in Eukaryota, Fungi, Basidiomycota, Agaricomycetes, Russulales, Bondarzewiaceae. The transcript has 4 exons.
AUGCCUUUCAGCACUUUUGCCAUCGCUGGUGUCGGUAACAUCGGCUCCUUCAUAACUGAAGAGCUCCUCAAGCAAAAAGAUGCUGGCAAGGCUGCCGAGGUUGUUGUCUUGACACGAUCUACUUCCACCAACGAUGCCACCAAGGAGCUCGCCGCCAAGGGCGCAAAGAUCGCUCCUGUCGACUACACAUCGAAGGCAUCGCUCACCGCGGCGCUCGCCGGUGUCGAGGUUGUCAUCUGCACCUUCUCCCACUUGUUUCUAGAGGGAGAACAGAUUUUGGCAGAAGCAGCAAAGGCGGCCGGCGCGAGGCUUUUUGUUCCUUCAGAAUUUGGAAACCCCACGGAGAAUGCGGAGCAUGGGCCACUAGUGGCGAAGAAGAACUUCCAAGGCAAGCUGCGCGAGAUCGGACUUCCUUACGCCCUGUUUUUCACUGGUCCCUGGACUGACUUUUGUUUUGUUGGGUUCAUGGGCUUGGACCUCACCAGCGGCAAAGUGAUCGCUGGUGGCGAUGGCAAUGUCCCUAUCUCCUGGACUUCUCGGCGCGAUGUCGGCCGUUUCGUUGCCUAUGCCUUGACCACCCUUCCAUCGGAGAAAAUUGCUGGACGGACUUUCCGCGUUGAAGGCGAGCGUGCGUCCCUCAACGAGAUCUACAAAGCUUAUGAGGCGAAGACUGGGAAAAAAUUGGAAGUCACCUACAAAUCUAUCCCCGACCUGCAGACCGCAUUUGCUAGCAAUCCCCAAGAUAUUGCGAGCAUAUUACACUUCGCAUGGGCCCUGGGAGGUGGAGUGGUAGGAAAGGUAGAAGAUGUUACGAACGGAGAGUUCCCCGCUUUCAAUCCAGGCAAGGUUCUCGAAGUGUUGAAGGUUUAA